AUGUUGUCAACUGAUUCAGCAGUGAGCAUUCCGGACUCUUCUAUUUCCAAUAGAGGCCCUGAGCACUACGAGCUCAGCAGGUAUCUUCCCCCUUAUCGGUCGUUACUGAACCCCAACCGAACUUUCGACUACCGAAGCCACAAGUAUGUGGAAGGGUCCGUGGAGUUUAAAUUCAGCAGUCUUUUUACUAGGAAGAAGAAGCCGGAAUCGAAUAUCAAGAUGAAGUACCGGUCGUUGCUUACCCCACUAUCGAAUACCAGGAAGCGUAUCAUGGAUGCCGCUUCUGAUACACUGUCAGUGAAAUCACUAAGGUCUUCGCUUUCGGUUGCCAGCUUGAGGAAGUCUACCAACUUGAGUGCUCAUCAUUUGAUGGAUCUCCCGGAUGAGAUUCUGACAAUGGUGAUCUCGUAUCUUAGAGAUGACCAGAAAUCGCUGGUAUAUCUCCUCUAUGUGAACAAAAGGUUGAAUAUGAGUGUUAAGCCUGUACUCUACGAGAAUCCAUACGUCUCAUCCACAUACAGGUUGGCUCAGCUAGUUCAUACGAUCAACAAUAGCAAGGAAUUGGCCCUCAUGAUUAAGACUAUUGAUCUGUCGACAAUAAAUCCUGGCUUAGAGUUGGAGGAAAAUGCGUUCCGGUUAUAUGACAUAUUUGCACAACAAGGUGACGACGCAAUGCCUUUCGCCUCUAACGACAAAGACAUACUUGCUGGCUGGAGGGACUGGAGAUACAGAAACCACCCAUUGUAUGGGCUGCAGCGCACCCUUACCGGACAGACUUAUCGGUCAUCACGGAGCUCUAGACCUGAGAUGAAGGAUCGCAAACUGUCGGCUUCUUCAAACUCUACCACAGGUUCUCUGUUCUCCAAUAACGAGGAUUACGAAACAGAUUCGUCGCGCACAUUGUCCGCUUCUCCAAUAAGAACCAAGAGGAAAAAACAUACUUUCAGGAACUCCUUGAAGCAGGUAUUCAAGAGUGCUUCCUCAGGUACAGUCACAACCUUCGAGAUCUCAGACUGGUACAGUGAUCUCAGACUGACAAAAUCUACCACUCCCAAAUUCCCUCCUAGAGUUAGUGAUCUCGACUACCUGACGCAGCCUGAUUCGCUGGUGGUUGGCGAGAAAACUCAACCAUACUCGACUCCUCAUCCACUUCAAAACAGAUUUUUGAGCCAGUACUGCUACUCUAAAGAUAUUCCGAUUGGAUACUUGUUGCACAUUUUCCAAGAGUGUGAGAAUCUCGUUCACGUGGACCUCACUGGUGUCUCUUGUAGCAACGACUUCGAGAUGAAAGAUUACGAAUACUUCAAUUGGCAGACCUCCAAGGGUAAAAUUAAGCAGGUCCCUGUAAUCGGCUACCGUUCUUUGUUGCUCGACACAGAGGAAGACGAGCGCAAGAGAAAAGAAGAAAAUGCCAUGUUAUCUCGAUUCAAGUCAGAAAAGCCAAUUUACUGGUCGGACACUCAGCGUGAGAUAGACUGGGAGAAUACAGAUUGUGUGAAGCUUGAAUUUGACGAUAUCUGGAAACAGCUGAAUAGGCUGAGGAAUCUGCGCACUAUCAAACUUUGCUCUAUCUGCUGGCUUGAGAAGUCCGUGAUUGAGAGAAUGGUGGCCGAUUCGCAAUCCGAAACCCGCUUAGAGUACAUUGAUUGUACUGAUUCGGGAAUGAGAAAAUCACUAGACUGGGCUAAACGAAGGACCGUUAAACAGUGGAAACGUUACUUCCGUUCUGAGAAUGUGCCUCGCGCACCCCAGAUAGCCACCCGAGGCUACAAUUUUGAAAAUAUCGGUCGCGAGUAUUACUGA
Ogataea parapolymorpha DL-1 is the source of this 1803-nucleotide messenger RNA. Its product is annotated as F-box protein. Lineage: Eukaryota; Fungi; Ascomycota; Pichiomycetes; Pichiales; Pichiaceae. Bases 1 to 1803 code for a protein of 600 amino acids. The transcript has a single exon. The record is from RefSeq and is a predicted model, not a curated record.